Hipposideros armiger (great roundleaf bat) is the source of this 3158-nucleotide messenger RNA. It is a transcript of the gene STK32B, whose product is annotated as serine/threonine kinase 32B. NCBI's taxonomy places the organism in Eukaryota, Metazoa, Chordata, Mammalia, Chiroptera, Hipposideridae. The record is from RefSeq and is a predicted model, not a curated record. The coding region runs from base 140 to 1330 and encodes 396 amino acids. The transcript has 13 exons. Gene Ontology annotation, biological process: protein phosphorylation; G protein-coupled receptor signaling pathway; regulation of signal transduction. Gene Ontology annotation, molecular function: G protein-coupled receptor binding; G protein-coupled receptor kinase activity; ATP binding.
GGGCGGGAGCCACUCCCACAAGCCCGCCGCGUUUGACGAGAACGAGGAAGUCAACUUUGACCAUUUUCAGAUUCUCCGGGCCAUUGGUAAAGGGAGUUUUGGAAAGGUAUGCAUCGUGCAGAAGCGAGACACGAAGAAAAUGUACGCCAUGAAGUACAUGAACAAGCAGAAGUGCAUCGAGAGGGAUGAAGUCCGGAACGUGUUCCGGGAACUUCAGAUCAUGCAGGGGCUGGAGCACUCUUUCCUGGUCAACCUGUGGUACUCCUUCCAGGACGAGGAGGACAUGUUCAUGGUGGUGGACCUGCUGCUGGGCGGGGACCUGCGCUACCACCUGCAGCACAACGUCCACUUCACGGAGGGCGCAGUGAAGCUGUACAUCUGCGAGCUGGCCCUGGCGCUGGAGUACCUGCAGCGGUGCCACAUCAUCCACAGAGACAUCAAGCCAGACAACAUACUGCUGGAUGAGCACGGACAUGUCCACAUCACAGACUUCAACAUCGCGACUGUCGUGAAAGGCGCAGAAAAGGCCUCCUCCAUGGCGGGGACCAAGCCCUACAUGGUAUGUGCUGUGCUCUCUCACACCACUGGCCUUCACCCAAGCCUCUCCCCUGCCAGAAAGGCCUCCGCUCCUGUGUCUUCUAGAGAAUUCCUGCCCAGCCAGAAAGUGUAUGUGGACGGAGGCCCCGGGUACUCAUACCCUGUUGACUGGUGGUCCCUGGGCAUCACGGCCUACGAGCUGCUGCGGGGCUGGAGGCCGUAUGAAAUCCACUCGGCCAUGCCCAUCGAUGAGAUCCUCAGCAUGUUCAAGGCCGAGCGCGUCCACUACUCCUCCGCGUGGUGCAAGGGUAUGGUCGCCCUGCUGAAGAAGCUCCUGACCAAGGACCCCGAGAGCCGCCUGUCCAGCCUUGGUGACGUCCAGAAUGCACCCUACCUGGCCGACAUGAACUGGGACGCAGUGUUUGAGAAGGCACUGACACCCGGCUUUGUGCCCAAUAAAGGGAGAUUGAAUUGCGAUCCUACCUUUGAGCUUGAAGAAAUGAUUCUCGAAUCGAAGCCACUUCACAAAAAGAAGAAGAGGUUGGCGAAGAACAGGUCCCGAGAAGGCACGAAGGACAGCUGUCCUCUGAACGGACACCUGCAGCAGUGCUUGGAGACCGUGCGGAAGGAAUUCAUAGUGUUCAACAGAGAGAAACUGAGGAGACAGCAGGGGCAGAGCAGCCAGCCCCUGGACGCCGAGGGCCGCGCUGACAGCCAGGCCCAGGACAAGCUUCAGGACGGGCGCAACAACAACAUCCUGGCCCACGCCUGCUCCCGAGGCUGCAGCAGCUAAGCCAGCCCCUGCGGCUGCCAGGCGGGACUGCACACACCUCUGCCCCGCCCACCAAAGCCCCUCUCUGCCACGACGGUCCCUCUCACCCCUGACAACAUCAGAUGCAGAAAGAGCCCUGGGCUCGGAGCUGGGGGUCCUGGGUUCUGGUCCCAGCUGCCGGAAUGAUUCCCUGUGCCACCUUGGACAAGCCGUGCCCUUCCUGUGCCUCAGUUUCCUGCAUCUGCCAAAGGGGUUAAACAGCUCUUUGCCCCACCUUGAAUUGCAAGGUUAUUGGGAGAAUCCAAUAACCUCGCCAAACCUUUGACAUUUCUAAAAUUGUUUACACGUGCAGACUAGAACCUUGAUGUUGGACGUGCACUCCCAUCCCCCAAAACAAUCAGACCACCGCAGCUUUGCCAUUUGGUCACCCUGGUUCGUUAGGCAGUGGUCUCGAACAUGCCGCUCAAAGGCAAAAUAACCAUCUGAUGUGUUUGUCCUUCCUCUGGAAACACCGGUCCCCAAUCCUGGAGCCAAACCAGAAGUGUCUUCAUUUGCAUUCUCUGCCAGGUCAGUCUUUAGACCGUCCAAGGUGGAGUGGCCUGCAGACCGGCCUGGUCCCCAAGGUCUUGAUGGAGCAGAUGCACUUCUCCCUCCAUUCACAGAAGACUCCCGCACCCCAUUUUUAAUUUCAGCAGGACCCCACCCCCACCCCAUUCCCAGGGUUGGGAUGGCAGGAAGAUGCAAGUUCAGAAUGAAGGUCAAGUUGCUGACCAUCAGUGAGUCACUCCUACAGAGUGUCACCGGAGGUCCCAUUGGUAGACCUCUGACUCCACCCGCCUUCCAGGAUUUCUCUCCUGGGAAGGGUAUAAAGUCGUCUCAUCAGGAUUGUCUUAGAGAGAGUCCCCAACUGCCAUGGACAAGGGGGUUCAUAUUGAUGAAUUCGGAAGCAUGAGUCAUGAUAGAAAGUUUACUCUAGGAGGACAGUGGGUUCACACCAGAAACAGACUAGGAUCUGUUCAGGGAGCAGCUCGCCUUUGAAUUGGAAAGUGCUGUUGCACCCGGGAAAAGCUUAGACUUGGAGUCUGUUCAGAAGCCAGCCCUGCUGUUCACCAACCAGAAGCCUGUGGGUAAAUCGCGUCAUCACUUGGGCAUCCCUGUCCUCCUUUGAACAUGGGGGAAGUAAAACUCACCUUGCAGGUGGUUUCAGGGAGAAACGGGAUCCUGUGCGUAAGGCACCCACCCGCUCACUGAACGGCACCACUCCGUCAGCGGCGCCUUCGUCACCUGGAGAAACGUGCCUGUUUCACUCCUUGGGCUGGUGGAUGCGCUGUGGAAAUAAGCCUGGUGUUUGGGUUCUUUGCACUGUGUUCCUGGCACCAUUAACAUCUGUACCCCGUCGAUGCUCAGCUGUGGUUUUGCCUUUUCAUUCCACUUCCAAUUUUCCCUUUUUACAUUAUAAAGCAGUCCUUAGGGCUGCCGAGCGCUUCGAUUUCGUAAGAGACGUUUUAAUGUAUGGUGUAGUUUUAUAUUUUUAUUUUUUUUUAAUGGUCAUUGUUUUCCUCCUUUGAACCAAGGCUCUUUCUAGAUGGUGUUGCUCAAGUGCGGCUACUCGGCUUACACACAUUUUAGUCUUCGUUCCCCGUCGGCACUGUCCUGUCCCCUCCAGGAAAUCCCGGGCUGCUCCUCUCUUCACUGGGACCCCAGCAGCACCAGGGUGUUCUCAGUGGGAGGUCUGCAUGAAUUAGCGGGCAGGAGCUGGAGGCAGCCCGCGAGACGCUGGGUUUCCUGGCUCUAUUCAAGUUGGCGUUGUUCCUUGUUCAGAAUAAACUUUCUUGGAUGUUCCUUCCUA